AUGCUUGUUCAGUCACUCGUCAUAGCCAGUGCCUUGAUGGCCUCCGGGUCCAUCGCCUGGAACAAAGAUGUCCACCAACAAAUCGGCUACAGUGCAGAACAACUUCUAACUCCCACCACAAAAUCCAUCCUCUAUCAAAUCCUCGAACCCAAAUACAACAACAGCAUCGGUCUCGCAGCAGCAUGGGCAGACGACUACGCUCACACCACCGAAGGCGCUUUCAGCUACCAAUGGCAUUGGAUAGAUUCUGCCGACAAGCCACCCCAUUACUGUAACGUUUAUUAUCACCGUGAUUGCUCUGAGGGCGGUUGUGUGGUUUCUGCCAUUGCAAACCAGACACAGAUACUCAGGGAUUGUGUACAGAAAGUGAAGAGUGGUGUUUUGGUUGGUGGUGAGGAUUUGCAGUGUUCAUAUGCAUUGAAGUGGGUUGUGCAUUUCUUGGGUGAUAUUGCUCAGCCAUUACAUGCGUCCGGUGUUGCCGCUGGUGGUAAUGGUAUUGAAGUUGUCUUCGCCAAUCAGACCACCGACUUACAUGCUGUCUGGGAUGCCUGGAUCGUCUACGCCGAUGCAAACGUCACUGCCUUCCCCAACACAACCAUCCAGCCUUUCUUCCAGCAUCUCAUCUCCCGCAUCCAAGAAGACGAUUUCUCAAUCCCUUCUUCCGAGUGGAUAGCUUGUAGCGAUCCUGCUAGGCCUGUGGAGUGUGCACUCAGCUGGGCUCGGGAUAGCAAUGCGCUGAAUUGCGACUAUGUAUUUGCGCAUGCGAUCAAGGAUAUUGAUUUAGCCACUAGCGGUUAUGCGACUGGUGCUUUCCCCAUUGUCGAGUUGCAGAUGAGUAAAGCGAUUUUGAGGAUAGCCACUUGGCUGAACAGAUUAGUGGCUGGCGAUCAUGACCAUGAGGCUGGCCUUGUAUUGCAGACGUAG
This is a messenger RNA of Aureobasidium melanogenum CBS 110374, 924 nucleotides long. RefSeq names its product phospholipase C/P1 nuclease. The transcript has 3 exons. Gene Ontology annotation, biological process: DNA catabolic process. The record is from RefSeq and is a predicted model, not a curated record. Lineage: Eukaryota; Fungi; Ascomycota; Dothideomycetes; Dothideales; Saccotheciaceae. Gene Ontology annotation, molecular function: nucleic acid binding; endonuclease activity. The coding region runs from base 1 to 924 and encodes 307 amino acids.